Messenger RNA from Dipodomys spectabilis (banner-tailed kangaroo rat), 2163 nucleotides. Its product is annotated as vomeronasal type-2 receptor 116-like. Bases 1 to 2163 code for a protein of 720 amino acids. Gene Ontology annotation, cellular component: membrane. NCBI's taxonomy places the organism in Eukaryota, Metazoa, Chordata, Mammalia, Rodentia, Heteromyidae. Gene Ontology annotation, biological process: G protein-coupled receptor signaling pathway. The record is from RefSeq and is a predicted model, not a curated record. Gene Ontology annotation, molecular function: G protein-coupled receptor activity. The transcript is spliced from 8 exons.
AUGUUUCCAAUCAAGAAGAGCACACACCGUGCAGAUCAUGGAGUUGUUUUCCCAGUUGAUUCCCUGGCUACAUGUAGCAUUGCUAUCCCCUGGCAGGAGUUUGGGAGAGAUUUUGGAGUUGUAGUUUCCUGGCAGAGAGGCAGAGCUAAGUCUCAGGGGACUCCUCUAGUAGUGAGUGACAAACAGUUUGUGUUCAAGAACUAUCAGUUCGUGUUGGCUUUGGCUUUUGCUAUUGAGGAGAUCAACAAAAACUCUGAUUUUUUAAGUAACUGGACCCUGGGAUUUGACGUCUAUGAUGUUCAAUUCAGAGAUUGGACAAUGCUUAAGAAUCCCUUCAUUUGGCUUUUUGGGAAGUACAAGAUUCCAAACUACUCCUGUAUGAAAGACAGCAGGUCUAUAGCAGUACUUACAGGACCAUUAGGAUUCACAUCUGACAAAAUUGAAACAUUGCUGGGACUCUACAGAUUUCCACAGCUUACCUUUGGGGCUUUUUCUCAUGCCUUGAGUGACCAUCACAAGUUUCCUGCUCUCUAUCAGAUGGCUCCAAAGGACACAUCGAUAGCCAUUGCCAUGGUCUCCUUACUGCUUCACUUCAACUGGAACUGGGUGGGACUAUUGAACUUAGAGGAUGAGAAUGGUUUGUGGUCUCUUCCUGAAUUGAAAGAAGAGAUGGCCAAGAACAGAUCUGACUGUGUGACAUGGGACAACUGUCCUCAUGAGGCCUCUUUGGAUUGGUUGCCUGGGCGUGUUUUUGACAUGACUAUGUCUGGACACAGUUACAAUAUAUACAAUGCUGUGUAUGCUGUGGCCAAGGCUCUCCAUGAGAUGCUUCUUCAUCAGACAGAAGUUCAAAUAAUGGGAAAUAGAAAAGGGACACUGCCUUCCCCUGCACAGUUGCUCCAUUUUCUGAAGAACAUCCAGUUUCACAAUUCUGUUGGACAUCAAGUGAUUUUGGAUGAGAAAAGUAAAUUAGGGCCAGACUAUGACAUUCUGAACAUUUGGAAUUUUCCAGAAGGUCUUGAACUUGAGGUGAGAGUAGGAAAGUUUUCUCCCAAUGCUCUACGCGGUAAUCAACUGUCUUUAUCUGAAGAUAUGGUAGAGUGGGGCACUGGAAAUACAGAGACUCCUCACUCUGUCUGCAGUAAGCCUUGUGGUCCUGGAUUUAGGAAAUCUCCUCAGGAAGGAAAGGCUGCCUGUUGCUUUAAUUGUACCCCUUGCCCACAGAAUGAGAUUGCUAAUAUGACAGAGAUGGAGCAUUGUGUGAAAUGUGCACAUCGUCAGUAUGCCAACGCAAAGAGAAAUCAGUGCCUCCAGAGAGAUGAAAGUUUCCUGGCUUUUGGAGAUCCUUUGGGCAUGGCUCUGGCCUGCAUGGGUAUUUGCUUCUCUAUGCUAACUGCUGCUGUUUUGGGGAUAUUUGUGAAACACCAAGAUACUGCCAUUGUCAAGGCCAAUAACCGGACUCUCAGCUACAUCUUGCUCAUCUCCCUCAUUUUCUGUUUCCUCUGUUCCUUACUCUUCAUUGGCCGUCCCAAAACAGUCACCUGCAUCCUGCAGCAGAUCACAUUUGGACUUGUCUUCACUGUGGCUGUUUCCACAGUGUUGGCCAAAACAGUGAUUGUGGUCCUGGCCUUCAAGUCCAUUUCUCCAGGGAGAACAAUGAGGGGGUUGUUGGUUUCAGGGGCUCCUAACCUCAUCAUCCCCAUCUGUACUCUCAUCCAGGUGACCCUCUGUGGACUUUGGCUGGGAACCUCUCCUCCCUUUGUGGACACAGAUGCACACUCUGAACAUGGCCACAUCAUCAUCCUGUGCAACAAGGGCUCCCUCACUGCAUUCUAUUGUGUCCUGGGAUACCUGGGCUCCCUGGCCCUGGCCAGCUUCACUGUAGCUUUUCUGGCCAGGAACCUGCCUGACACCUUCAACGAAGCUAAAUUCCUGACCUUCAGCAUGUUGGUGUUCUGCAGUGUGUGGCUCACCUUCCUGCCAGUCUACCACUGUGCCAAGGGGAAGGUCAUGGUGGCUGUGGAGGUCUUCUCCAUCUUGGCCUCUGGUGCAGGGCUCCUAGGCUGCAUUUUUGUCCCCAAAUGUUACAAUAUAUUGUUAAUGCCCAAUAGAAAUUCUCUGCAUGGCUUUAGAGAAAAAAGUCAACAUAGUAGGAAAAAUUAG